This is a messenger RNA of Chroicocephalus ridibundus (black-headed gull), 9362 nucleotides long. It is a transcript of the gene PLD1, whose product is annotated as phospholipase D1. The coding region runs from base 991 to 4218 and encodes 1075 amino acids. The record is from RefSeq and is a predicted model, not a curated record. Gene Ontology annotation, cellular component: plasma membrane region; intracellular membrane-bounded organelle. Gene Ontology annotation, molecular function: D-type glycerophospholipase activity; phosphatidylinositol binding. The transcript has 28 exons. NCBI's taxonomy places the organism in Eukaryota, Metazoa, Chordata, Aves, Charadriiformes, Laridae. Gene Ontology annotation, biological process: regulation of vesicle-mediated transport; intracellular signal transduction; phosphatidic acid biosynthetic process.
AUGCGGUUGAAUGGCCGAGUGGUUUCAUACCAGACGAGCAUGCUCGAGCAGGGGCUGGGUGUUUUGAACCAGAACUUGCAGUCCUGAAGCACCUUUUCCUCUGCCAUCACCAUGUAGCCCCUCGCUUCCUUACCUCUGCCCACCUGCUUUUAAAGUAAUAUCAUCACGUUCGCAGCACAGAUCUGUUAAAAAUGAUGACAAGAGGCUGGCCAGAGUCUUAAUUUUGCCCGCUUUUCUGAAAACUGCAGGGAGUUUUUCCUUUCCAUUUAAUAUGAUUAGACGCAGCAAUAUGAUAAAUUUUUUCCCCCGUUGCUCUGAGAUAAAAAAAUCACUCCUUCCCACCUUUAAAACAAUAAAAAUUGAACUAGUUAUUUAGAGAAAAAAAAAAAAAACAAAACCCAACGGCCAUGAGCUGCUUGCUUUUUGGUCUUUCGGUGUGACACCAAAGUGACGUCGGAAAGAGGAAGCGCCGGAGAGCUGGAGUGGCGGCGGGCGAUGCCGCGCUGCUGCUGGCGUCUCUGCGCCCGCUUAUCGCUCAACUUCACCCAUCUUGUGGGUCAGCUGCCUCCCAGAGCAGAGGCGCGGCGGUCCUCUCCCCAGGCUCCAGGGGGGCUCCGGGAAUAGCUGCCCCCGCCCUGGCAAUGCCGGGAUUUCACGCUGCUGGCUCCGUCCCACGGACUGACAUCCCAGCACAGCGUGUCACCUCAUUUCUGGAGACUUUGCAGGGAAUUUAGUUCAGAUCCAGACUGCAGCGGCAUCGGUCGAUCCCCGUGUGACUGCCCCGCAGCGCGCUCUCUGCACCAGCAUCUCGUGUUAAACAAGAAAACUCCACAGCCCCUGUGACAGCAAUAAGUGUCCUUGGGAGUUCCUAAAGAUCAAAAAGAAGGUGGGAACAGAGAACCAAAGAAACCCCGACAGACAAUAUUGUGUUUCUUCAGAGCUUGAGAUAUUUUUGAAGCCCCCCGUGGCUCCAGCGCGCGGCUCCCUGAGAUGUUCCUGAGAGCUGAAGGCCAUGCAGCUACGUCGACGCUGAAGAAGAUCGCUGCAGACAUGAGCAACAUCAUUGAGAGCCUGGACACCAGGGAGCUCCACUUCGAGGGGGAGGAGGUCGACUCAGAGGUGCUAAAUGACCCAAAGGGUGCCGCGUGCAUUCCCUUCUCUGCCAUCUACCACACUCAUGGGUUCAAAGAGCCGGGCACGCAGACGUACCUCACGGGAUGUCCUGUCCGAGUGCGUGUGUUGGAAGUUGAACGCUUUACUUCCACAAAGAAGGUACCAAGCCCCAAUGUUUACACCAUCGAGCUGACCCAUGGAGAGUUCACCUGGCAGGUGAAAAGGAAGUUCAAGCACUUCCAGGAGUUUCACAGGGAGCUGCUGAGGUACAAAGCCUUUGUGCGCAUCCCUAUCCCUACCCGGAGUCACACGGUGAGAAGACAAUCCAUCAAAAGGGGAGAGCCGAGGCAGAUGCCGAGCCUGCCGCACACGUCGGAGAGCACGGUGCGGGAAGAGCACUUCUCCAGCAGGAGGAAACAGCUGGAAGACUACUUGACAAAGAUCCUAAAAAUGCCGAUGUACAGGAACUACCACGGAACAAUGGAGUUCAUUGGAGUAAGCCAGCUGUCAUUCAUCCACGACCUGGGACCAAAGGGCAUAGAAGGGUUGAUCAUGAAGCGCUCCGGGGGCCACCGCAUACCUGGCCUGAACUGCUGCGGCCAAGGAAGGAUGUGCUACCGAUGGUCCAAAAGGUGGCUGGUGGUGAAGGACUCUUUCCUGCUGUACAUGAAGCCGGACUCGGGGGCCAUCUCCUUUGUCCUGCUGGUAGAUAAGGAAUUCAGCAUUAAGAUUGGCCAGAAAGAAACAGAAACUAAAUACGGGUUGCAGAUCGACAAUCUCUCUAGGUCGCUGAUUUUGAAGUGUAACAGCUACAGACAUGCCCAGUGGUGGAGGCAGGGCAUAGACGAGUUCGUGCGGAAACACGGCAAGGACUUCCUCACGCAGCAUCGCUUCGGCUCCUACGCGGCCGUGCAGGAGAACACGCUGGCCAAGUGGUAUGUAAAUGCUAAGUCCUACUUUGAAGAUGUCGCAAAUGCCAUGGAAGCUGCUAAGGAGGAAAUUUUCAUCACGGAUUGGUGGCUGAGCCCAGAAAUCUUCAUGAAACGACCCGUGGUGGAAGGAAAUCGCUGGCGGCUGGACUGCAUCCUGAAGCGGAAAGCACAACAAGGAGUGAGAAUUUUUGUUAUGCUGUACAAAGAGGUGGAGCUUGCCCUAGGGAUCAACAGCGAAUAUAGCAAGCGGACGCUCAUGCACCUCCAUCCCAACAUCAAGGUGAUGAGACACCCAGACCACGUGUCCUCCUCUGUGUACCUCUGGGCCCACCACGAGAAGCUCGUCAUUGUUGACCAGUCGGUGGCGUUUGUGGGCGGCAUCGACUUGGCGUAUGGCAGGUGGGAUGAUGACGAGCAUCGCCUGACCGACGUGGGCAGCGUGAAACGAAUGGUGGCAGUGAAGUCGGUGUCGACAACCAACCUGGCAUCUGCAGCAGAGUCGUCUGAACGUGUCCCCCUGCAGUCGCAAGCUCUGUGCCCAGAAAGCCACUUGUUACAGAGAAAUGCGGAUGAUGCCCCAGACCUAUCAAAAAUGAAAGGAGUAGGAAAACCCAAAAAGUUUUCGAGGUUCAGUAUUUACAAGCAUCUCCAUAAACACGGCAUGCACCACGCGGACAGCGUCAGCAGCAUAGACAGUGAAUCAAGUUACUGUAACCCCACUAGAAGUCAACCGAAUAUAAUCCAGAGUUUAAAGCCCCAUCUGAAAAUGUUCCAUCACCACACUGAAUCCAAACAGGGGCUCGCUGAGCCUCAGGAGGAUAAAGGAUCCAUCCGCAGCUUGAAGACGGGUGUUGGCGAGCUGCUUGGGGAAACCAGGUUCUGGCACGGAAAAGACUAUUGCAACUUCGUCUUUAAAGACUGGGUUCAACUUGACAAACCUUUUGCUGACUUCAUUGACAGAUACACCACCCCGAGGAUGCCCUGGCACGACAUCUCCUCCGUGGUGCAUGGCAAAGCGGCGCGUGAUGUCGCCCGACACUUCAUCCAGCGCUGGAACUUCACCAAGAUUAUGAAGCCCAAAUACCGAUCCCUGUCCUACCCAUUCCUGUUGCCAAAAUCUCAGCAAACGGCUAAUGAGUUGAAGUACCAGGUGCCCGAGGCUGUUCAUGCCACGGUCCAGGUGAUCCGUUCUGCUGCUGACUGGUCGGCUGGCAUUAAAUACCACGAGGAGUCCAUCCACGCCGCCUACGUCAGCGUGAUAGAAAACAGCAAGCACUACAUCUACAUCGAAAACCAGUUCUUUAUUAGCUGUGCCGAUGACAAAGUUGUCUGGAACAAGGUCGGCGAUGCGAUUGCUCAGAGGAUCCUUAAAGCUCACAGGGAAAACAAGCGUUUCCGAGUGUACGUGGUGAUCCCGCUGCUGCCUGGGUUUGAAGGGGACAUUUCGACCGGCGGGGGGAACGCGCUGCAGGCCAUAAUGCACUUCAACUACAGGACCAUGUGCCGAGGAGAAAACUCGAUCCUGGGCCAGCUGAAGGCAGAGGUUGGAGAUAAGUGGAUCAACUACAUAUCAUUCUGUGGACUUCGAACACACGCGGAGUUGGAAGGAAAGCUAGUCACAGAGCUCAUCUACGUUCACAGCAAACUGCUUAUUGCUGAUGACAACACAGUUAUAAUCGGCUCUGCCAACAUCAACGACCGCAGCAUGCUUGGCAAGCGGGACAGCGAGAUGGCCAUCAUCGUGCAGGACACCGAGACUGUCCCCUCCGUGAUGGACGGGGAGGAAUACAGCGCUGGGAAGUUCGCCCAGUCCCUCCGGCUGCGGUGCUUCAGGGUUGUCCUUGGCGGCUCCGAUCUCAGUCCAGAACACCAGGAUCCUGUCUGUGACAAAUUCUUCAAGGAGGUGUGGAUUUCUACAGCAGCUCGCAAUGCCACCAUCUUCGACAAGGUUUUUCGAUGCCUUCCCAGUGACCAGGUGAAUAAUUUAACCCAGCUGCGCGAUUUCAUCAACAAGCCCAAAUUAGCGAAUGAUGAUCCUGUGAAAGCAGCAGAAGAAUUAAAAAAGAUUCGUGGGUUUUUAGUGCAAUUCCCCUUCCGUUUUCUGGAGGAAGAGUACUUGCUUCCCUCCGUCGGAACAAAGGAGUCCAUGGUACCCAUGGAGGUUUGGACUUAAGAAAGAUGCAAACUGCUUUACUUUUUAAAGUCUGGUUCUCUAGAGACAAGCUGAUGAGCGAUAUGGGAUUUUGAAAAGCUUUUUAUUGCUAAGGGAGGCAAAAAAAAGAUCUCCACCAAGCUAACGUGCCUUUCUUAAGGAUUUUGGUGGAAGAACUUGAAGCAAAUCAACACUAGCAAAGGAGAGGAGCAGAAAGACUUGGAAAUUAUGGCAAAAGAGAAGUUUAUCCUCCGAGGAGUUACUUCUUAAGACAUGUUCUGGGCACCUAAAGGAUGCAGGCCACUUCCUAGGAUAGGAGACAAAUCCCAAUCGAUGUUACUGCUGCGAGCUGUGUACUGUGGUUGCAUACGUACCGUGAUCGUGCUGUGGCUGCGCAGGAGUCGUGGGCUGCGUGUGCUUCUAAGGCUUUCGGGUGUCCGUGCGAUGGCUCAUCGGAGUCCCCCAGCACCCCUUCAUACGCCGUCAGAGCACAACAUGUACCUCUGGCGCUGUCGGGAAGUGCUGCCUUGGGCUGUCCUGCCAUCACAGCUUCCCAAGUGUAGGUGUUUCAUGUCUUACAUGGAAAAGGACUAACAAUCUUGUAUCAGAAUCAGCAUUUCGGUCUCUUCUCCCCUCGGGGGGAAUAACCCCCCUGUUUGUACCACAGCUGGAGCAAUCAGCAGUCCUCAUGCCCUGCAUGGUGCUGCCUGGGUCUUGGCAAAGGGCAACUUGGAUGGAGCCGGAGGUGCUGGAGAUCACGGGAGCUCGCUGGCCUUUGCCAACACGCAGCACAUCAGUUUGUUCAAACUGCGGUUGAAGGCUUUCUUCAGGAGAGGAUCAUGGUUUAAACUCAAGCCUUAGCUCCCUGGAGCUGAAGGAAAGCAAAGCUCUGCAUGUGAUGGGACAGAAACUCAAAAGCCAGCAUGGGCCAAACUAAGCCCUGCGCUCUGGGUCCUCCAUUCAUGCAUUUUGUUGCAGUACAUAGGUAGACUUUUCUUUCCGUCUCUUCCCUCUCUAUUUAAAGGAGUGAAAGGCCGUUAAGCUAGAGCAGAAGCCAUGCUCAAACUGAGCUGACAUGUCGCUUUGUAGGUGGGGUGAAAGGAAGGGGGAAAGGGGAUCAGUUAGCAAAGCCUUGCCUCCGGUCUACUUUGUUAUUAGACCAGUCACAGUCUUGAGCUCAGCCAUGCGGGAUGUGUCUUCCCAAGCACAGGUAAAACUCGGCAUGCCCAGUCCUGUUUUCCAUUUCUGUAAGACAGUUUCCAAAGCUAUCGUGCAUCUCGCUGUGCAGCGAAGUAGCAGUUCGAUUCGGCAUCCCUGGGUGGAACACUACUGCUCCGGGGUCAGGACCUCGCGUGGUGGGUGCCGUCCUGUGUCUUUACACCAUCCUCCAUCCCGCAAUGAGCUGUGUCUCCCGAUUCCAGCUGCAGUCCCGGGAGAGGUAUUCUCCAGCACGCAGCAGGGCUGAGGUGAACAUUGAGAGACCAGACGGUUAGAAAUGGCUGAGAGCUGGAUGGGGAGAAGCAGGAGGCUGAGCUCCUCUGCCGCCACUGUGUCCGGGGGAAUCCCUUCGCUGGCUGAGCUUAACCAUGUGCCCAGCUCUCCCUGGUAAAAAGACCAGGUGAACUGGUAUUUACUUUAAUGCACAAACAGGUUUCUUUUUUCCUUUUUUUUUAGCUUUUCCAACAGUCUCACCUGUUUUUCACAGAAUCACAGAAUGGUUCGGGUUGGAAGGGACCUUAAAGACCACCCAGUUCCAACCCUCCCACCAGACCAGGUCGCUCAGAGCCCCGUCCAGCCUGGCCUUGAACCCCUCCAGGGAUGGGGCAGCCACAGCUUCUCUGGGCAACCUGGGCCAGGAGCUCACCACCCUCACAGGAAAUAAUUUCUUCCUGAUAUCUCAUCUAAAUCUCCCCUCUUUCAGUUUAAAACCAUUCCCCCUCGUCCUAUCGCUCCACUCCCCAGUGAAGACCUGGGACAGGAUCACACUGGUUGCCCGGCUGUCCCCAGAACGGAGCUGCCACCACGGUUUAGCUGAUUUGCCUUCUGUGUCGUCAGACCUGUAAAUAGGCACUGGGUAAUUCCGUACCUGCUGCAUCACCUGAGCAAGUGACCACCCCAGACGUCCCUGCAGGGCAGCCCGAGUCUCAGCCCCUUCCUGCGCUUUCCACUCUUUUACACUCGUGUUUUGUAGAUGCAGUUGCCAGUUACAUUCUUUUCUGGCUGGUGCGUCCGUGGUCUGGUUAGCCUGUUGGAAGCGCAUGUGCAGCAUUUUACGUGAUGCUCUUUGGUCCAGGGUGUUGAUGCUUUUAGCUGGUGUGCUGUAAGCUCUUGUUCCCUUGAUUUUUAUUUUUUUAUUUUUUUUUUUUUUCCCCUUAAAAAAAUUGACCUGGGGUCACCCCCUGCGGAGCCAGAGCAAUAUGUGACCCGACCGUUCGCAAUCAAGAAAGAUCAAAGGGGUCUUGUUAUUUUAUGUCAGUGCUGGUUCAGAACUUUUAUCUCUUGAUAUGUUUUUAGCUGUUUUAGUUUGAACAAAGCUGCUAACUUUAAACGAUUAUAGCCUGUCAGAGAAUCAUUGUAAGUCACGCAGAACUGUAUUCAUCCUUUAAAAGGAAGCGUUCAUCCCUGCCACCCAUACACGAGAACCUUGAAGAAGUGCAAGGCUCCUGUCGUCUUCUAAGUGCUCUUAUUGUCCCUAUUGCCAUAUUAUCAGAGAUUCUUAUCAUUGUUAAAUUACCCUUAUAUUGUCUUUUAAGGUGGUUGGUAGCUAAUUACUGGGGCUUUGCAACUGCAGUGGCGUUAAGUCCCCCUCUGCCAGGCAGCUUUUUGAAAGCCCAGGUUUCUCUUUGCUGAGAAACCACCCGGGUCCUGCAGCACGCAGCCCACCCUGUGGUGGCCGCUGGUCCCAGGUGACACAGCAGAGCCGCAGAGGAAAGGUUUCAUUGAAUAGACCAGGUGCUAAUUAAGAAGGUCUUUUAUUACAGUAGCAGAGGGGCCUCACGUGGGUGCUCUCUCUGGGAGGAGGUUUCUUUUGGUGGGAACAGAGGGGCCGCGCUGAACGUUCCUUCCCUGUGUUGGCGCUACGUUCCGAACACCAGGAAUUUAGUAGCGUUCAAAUGCAAGGUGUGCAAGGCAGGCAGCCUGGGGGGCAGUGAGUGAGAGCCUGGCAUCCCCAGGGGCUCGUGGGGCCACUGACCGCCCCCCCGUGAGUACAACGCUGCUCAUCCCAGAGAGGUUAUGGGACUGGAGCCACCUCCGGUGAGGGCACGACUCUUGUUCGCACCAGCGAGCUGGCUCCUUGGGAUUUAUUUCUUAUAUUAAGAAGCCCGAGAGGUUGAACACCUGGAGAGAGUUAAUUUCUGCACCUAAACAAUCACUACUUCUUAGUCCGCAAUACCAGGAUGGGUUUAUUUUUAAUACCUUCAAACUGGAGAGGAUCGCUCGCAAAUGCACAGUACUGUAACAAGCGAUGUGGAUUCAAGCACUAUCAAACCUGGAAACAUGAACUGUUUCCUGUGGCAUUUAUUUGUUAGAACGAUAGGAAAUAAGAUAACUUCUCCCCAGCUCAGGCUUUAUUUUGUAGUUCAACCUGAGUAGAAACUUUUUUUUUUCCCCCCUUUAAUUUAUUCCAUAACAUGUGCCACUUUGAGAACUCGCACUCCUUACCGUAUCUUUUUAAUAUUCUGAUAUUUUAAAAUGUGUGGUUUAUUGUGUAGAUGUUGGACUGGAUAAAUAUUUCACUUUAUGGUUUAAAAUUAAUGCAUGGUUUAAAAAAUGAGGGCUAAAAUGUCACCCUGUGUAAGAACUUUACUUAAAAAUAACUUGUAGGAGAACUACUGCAGUGCUCCGUGGCAGAUGCAAAGUGCUUGGCUCAGUUUCUGGUCUCUUGGUCUCGGUUUGUCGCCUGACUUGAUGUGACCUUCGCUGGAUUAAACCCCAAACACUCCAUUUUCCUUUCUUUCGAUCAGGUUUCGCAACACGAUUUCGCAAUCCUGGUGCUGUCCCUGGGGGAGACCUCAGUGCAGGUUUUGCCUAGCUGGGACCCUGACAUGAAUAAUUUACGAUGUCUUUAUUCCUGCCACGGAAACAUCCGUGUACAAUCAAGCUCAGACGUGGUUUGCUGUCGUUAUUUCAGUGUGACACUUGUAGUUGGGAGAGUCGGGGGGUGGUGGGGUGUAAUCUGUGGGCAGAAGCUGCGUUUGUGGGGACAUCGAAAUGAAAGUCUGAGUGGUCCUUUACGUUAAUGCCAUUUCCUUCUCCUCCUGCCGAAUGUAAAGACCCAAAUCCGCGCUGGUCUAAACUGACGCGCCUCCAUCAGCUGCAGAGCUGCUGCGCUGGGUGUCUGGCAGGUGCGGAGGAUGCAGCGGUGGCCGAGGGGAAGAAAGCAAGCGGUCUCCAGACCAGGUAUUUGGGUAGAGGUUGGCAUCUCUUGGGUGUUGACACCACAAGGUGUCAACACACCCUCGCGUUUUGUGGCGCUCCUUCCGCAAGUUGUGUCAAGCAAGCGGUCCCUUCUGCACGGCUGAGAUCCUGCUGGAACCGGGAGCUUUGCAGAGCGGAGGUUUAAACCGGGAGCGUAACGCCGUAGCAGCGAAUCAAGUUAAGCACGCAAAACUAAGGUGUAUCAAAGCGCAGCAGACCCACAAACCGUACAUCAGCCGUUGAACGCGAUGAUCCUCUUGGGGUUUCUCUUUCUUAUUUUUUUACUAUUAUUUCCUUGCCCGCUUUCUGUGUUUUCCAGUAUUUGUGGUUAUUCUGUUUUUAACCUCCUGGUGUGUUUCCAUAAAAUCUCCUCCAUGGAAAGAAUUCCAACUUACCUCUUUCCUGACACUCGGGGAAACGAGGAAAAAAAUGUGGAAAGUCACAGUUCCUGGGAAUGUUUGCGUUUGUUUUUUCUAAAUCGUGUCUCUAGCUCAACUAAUCAACAACAGGAGAGCUUCCACUUCGGGUGCGAGUGCAGGUCUCCGUGCGCCUCCGCCUUCCCAUGGUGCAGUUGUGAACACUGAAUAUCCCUUCUGUGAAGGCUGCUGGAAUUGAGUUUUGUAUCCCCGUUUCUGCUAACGAUCCGCUUUCCUUCCCACUCCGUUUGUAUCUGGUAAAUGAAUGUCUUAUUAAUGGACUGAAAAUACAACUGAUCAUCAUGUUGAAAAAUUUGGCUUUGGUCUCGU